AUGCCACUCCAGAUUGGAACGUCCGUUGCGAUUGUCGUCACUGCUUAUGUUGUCUUCAAAUCAGUCACCUUGCUGAAGAACUACACGAAUGCCCGACGCUCCAAGUUCCCAUUGUAUGUUUCUCCUAUCCCAAGCAGGAGCAUAGCAUGGAUGAUUCUUGGUCCAGCCCUGCGGCUGCAGUACAAAAAAUAUCUUCCAGUUUGGCUUUUUGAUCGACUAGACAUCAUCACCCACGGAUGGGAGUUUCACCGCAGGACGGAAUAUCAUGAUAAGCUCGGUAAAGCAUUUGUCUUGGUCACACCGGAUGAGUGCUCCCUUUGGGUGGCAGAUCCAGAUCUUGGAAACGUGAUCCUGCAGCGUAGGAAAGAUUUCGAGCAACCUCCAAUUACGGCGAAGAUUGUUGGUCUUCUUGGACCAAGUGUGCUUACGACGAAUGGAGAGGACUGGCAACGACAACGAAGAAUAGUCGCACCUAAUCUCAACGAAAAGAUCAGCGAGACCGUUUGGGAUGAAAGCUGUCUACAGGCCAAAGCUAUGCUCAAUUACAUGGUGCAACAUCCCGGUGAUCAAACACUAAAUGGCCUUCGAGUCAUUGCCAAAAAUGUGAUCGGCAAGGCAGGAUAUGACACCGACACAGCAUGGAGCCCGAAUGAACAACAUCUGCCGGAUGGGCUGAGCAAUGGAUCGGGGGGUUAUUUUCACACAAUGUCUCUGAUCGCCAACAAUAUCAUCCCAGCGGCAUUGCUCCCGACCUGGUUCAUGAGACUGCCAAUCAUGCCAACUUCGCUACAACUACUUGGCGUACAGAUGAACAGGGUUCCACGAUACAUCCAGACAAUGUUAGCAGCAGAGAGAGAAGCAGCCUCUGAAAAACCACGCGAUAAUUUCUUGAGCAUGCUCGUGCGACUCUCAGACCAAGAAAAGAUGUCAUCAGGGAAGUUCUUGACCGAGCAAGAGAUCAGUGGAAAUCUUUUCACAUUCACCGCUGCUGGAUUCGACACCACCGCCAAUACAAUGGGUUACGCUGUGAUAUUACUCACUGCGUACCCAGAAUGGCAGGACUGGAUCCGCGAGGAACUCGAGAGCCUUGAUGAAGAUGUGUCAAAAUGGAAAUACGGUAGCGUUUACUCAAAAUGUCCACGCAUUCUAUCUGUGAUGCAUGAGACACUUCGCCUCUUCCCACCAGUGCUACAUUCCACUCGCUGCGUAGCACAAACACAAGAAGUCGCCGACCUGACUGGCACACAUGUUCUCACGGCCUCAAUGGAGGUUUAUGUCUCCCACCAAAGCAUCCAUAAGGAUCAUUUUAUAUGGGGAGACGAUGUUAUGGAGUUCAAGCCCUCUCGGUGGAUUGACAGCGCUGGGCAUAUUAUCACUCCAGCCAAGGGCACUUUUAUACCUUGGUCGUCUGGUCCACGGAUCUGCCCGGGCGUCAAGAUGGCACAGGUAGAAUUUGUUGCAACUUUUGCAACGCUAUUUCGGUCUGCUAAAUGUGAGCCUCUCUCUACAGAGCUUGAAGGUGUAGAAGCAUCGAGGAAGAACAUAUGCGAUGCAAUGGCGGACUCGAUUGUCAAGUUGACGUUGCAAGUCCGGGAACCCAAAAGAGUGAGACUGCAAUGGAUUCCGUUGUAA
Penicillium salamii is the source of this 1632-nucleotide messenger RNA. The record is from the annotation of a GenBank genome assembly. NCBI's taxonomy places the organism in Eukaryota, Fungi, Ascomycota, Eurotiomycetes, Eurotiales, Aspergillaceae.